AUGGCUGCUAACUGUGUCAUAGAACUAGAAGCUGAAGAAAGUCCUGGGACAAAAAAUGAUAGUAACUGUCAAGCUGAUAGAACAAUUGGAACAAGGAGAAAGGGAAGCUCGCCAAAUGUUAGUGCUCUAAAGAUUUUAAUUGACGAUGAUGAUAAACAAAAGAAUGCUUUAGUAUUAAACAUUGAGGCGACACCUAGAGAAAAGGGGUACAAACCUAUGUUUUGGAAGCCAACCUGUGGAGAUCAUCCUCAAGCAAAGGAAGGAAUGUCGAGUUACUCCCAGUUGAGAGGGAUUAAUUGCAUCAAUCAGCUUUUUGGAUGGAUUCGUGGAAGUCAGAGACAACUACAAAUCCCGCUACACUUGCAGUUCAGUUGCUCUGUGCAAUUUAUGCUUGCUUUGAUGCUAAUGGUUUUUCUGCUUGGUGAUCUUAUCUACAAUGGCGACAAGAAUGAUUUCUUGAGCUUCGUUUGGGCUUCAUGUUCAGAUAUGUUUUGCAACGGUUUGUUACCCAUUAGUACAUCAUGCCAUAUCUCUACAUAUCUAUCCUGCUUCCUCUUGAAUAACUAAGUUAUUUGAUUUAAAAGCAUUAUAUGUGCUUGCAUAGAUUCUGGAAUUGUAAUGGUAAAUCCAAUUAUUUGAGCUUACAUGUGAUGCAAAAAGUACUUUUGGAGUAAUGUUUGGAGAACUCUUUUAUUUUUUUGGAACCCCUGAGAUUUGUUUUUAACUGCAAUGUUCAAAAAUCAAGUGAUGCCCACAUAACCUAAGAACUAAUUCAAUUGUUAUAUUGUUGCAAGUUGCGUGGUAAGUUGAUCCCAUUGACUCCUUCUCACCAUUCAACAUGCAUAGUGCUUGUGUAGACUGUGGACGUUAGAAGCUUAUUCAGGCCAUUACUUGGUGUGCUGGUAAAAGCUUCAGCUGACAAACAAAAAAAUGCGUCAUCUCCGAGGGAAGCAACUUUUUACAAAUGAAAGCCAGAAGCUAGUCCUGGACAUAUAGUCCAUUGCUUCCAACUGUUUUGAUGGGCUUGUGAAAUGACCUUGGAUAUUGAAAGUCCUUCUCCAGAACUUCCCCAGGUUAAUGGUUAGGGCUUUUUGCACUUUGCACCCAUAAAGGAUUCAAGAUUUCCACUUUGUACCCUCAAUAAUUAAGUUUUUAAUAUUGCACCCUCAAUAUAUCACAAGUGUUACGAUGUGACUCUUCUAUUAGUUUUCUUUAUUUUUUUUUUACCAAAAGCCAACUAAUUGACACCAUCGGAAAAACUAACAGAAAGUGAGGAUCGAAACAUCGUUUCGGUCAGCUCAAAAAUGCAAAUACAAUCAAUUUAUUUAUAAAGAUAAGCUUAAUAAUUGAUUAAUUCAACAUAUUUAUUGGGUUAACAU
Messenger RNA from Ilex paraguariensis (yerba mate), 1379 nucleotides. The record is from the annotation of a GenBank genome assembly. NCBI's taxonomy places the organism in Eukaryota, Viridiplantae, Streptophyta, Magnoliopsida, Aquifoliales, Aquifoliaceae.